Messenger RNA from Nothobranchius furzeri (turquoise killifish), 3100 nucleotides. The record is from RefSeq and is a predicted model, not a curated record. Lineage: Eukaryota; Metazoa; Chordata; Actinopteri; Cyprinodontiformes; Nothobranchiidae.
ACAUCAUGUGUCUGUGUUUUCUACAGAUGUUCCACAGCUGGCGCUGGUUAAAGAAGAAGCUCCUGAAGAACAGAGUGCUGGUGUGGACCAGCAGGACCCAGAACACCUCCACAUAAAGGAGGAACAGGAGGAGCUCUGGACCAGUCUGGAGGGAGAGCAUCUCUGUUUGAAGGAGGAGACUGAAGCUGUCGGGUUUCCUGUUACUGCUGUUUCUAUAAAGAGUGAGGAUGAUGAAGAGAAACCUCUGGUCUCACAGCUUCAUCAGCAGCAAAUAGAAGACAGAGAUGUUCCAACCAGCAGCUCAGCUGACCAGAUGGCAGCAGAAACUGGUGGAGGAGCAGGAACUAGCAGGAACCCAGAUCUGAACCCUCAUGAACAAACAUCUGAUUCUUCAGAGACUGAAGUUAGUGGAGAUGAUGAUGAUGAUGAUGAUGGUGUGAAUCUGGACUCUGAGCUGUCAGACUCUGGCUCUGAAACUGGAGAUGAAGAUGAUGACUGGAAUGAGAGCAGGUCUUCUGAGUCAGAUGUUUCAAGGAAGAGCGAAGAGACGGAUGAGAAACCUGUGCUCUUACAUUUCCACAACCAUCAAAUGAAAGACGGAGGUGUCCCAACCAGCAGCUUGGCUGGGCAGAUGACAGCAAAAGUUUGUGGUGGAAGAGAAACUAGCAAGAACCUAGUUCUGGACCCUAAUGAAAAGACAUCCGAUUCUUCAGAGAUUGAAGUUAGUGGACAAGAUGAAGAUGAUUUGAAUCUAGACUCUGAGCGUUCAGACUCUGGGCCUGAAACUGGAAAUGGAGACCAUGGCUGUAAUGAGAACAAGUCUUUGGAGACAGAUAUUAAGACAGUCAACAAAUCAUUUAGCUGCCCUGUGUGUGGUAUACGGUUCCUCCACAAGUGGUCUCUUCAGGAACAUGUGAGAGUGACAAUUCAUUCAGCAGUGAAGUCUUCAGAGUGUUCGGUCAAUACAAAAUGUGUGAAAGAGAAGCAACAUGGAGAAUCAUGUAGAAAAGUCCAGAAACAACCGAAAUCAUUUAGUUGUGAUGACUGUGGCAAAAAAUUUAGCCAAAAGUCCAAAUUAACCCGUCAUAUGAAAGGCCACACCGGGCAGAAGCCUUUUGCCUGUGAGCUCUGUGGACAAAGAUUUAGCCAGAAAAAUAAUUUAAACACACACAUGAGAGUUCACACAGGAGAUAAGCCUUUUGCCUGUGAGCUCUGUGGAUACAGAUGUACCCAAAAGGUAAGUUUAAACGAUCACAUGAGAGUCCACACAGGAGAGAAGCCUUUUGCCUGUGAGCUCUGUGGGAAAAGAUUUAGCCAUAAAAAUAAUUUCAAAUGUCACAUGAGAGUCCACACAGGAGAGAAGCAUUUUGCCUGUGAGCUCUGUGGACAAAGAAUUAGCUCGAAAAAGCAUUUAAACUAUCACAUGAGAGUCCACACAGGAGAGAAGCCUUUUGCCUGUGAGCUCUGUGGAUACAGAUGUAUCCAAAAGGCAAGUUUAAACUAUCACAUGAGAGUCCACACAGGAGAGAAGCCUUUUGCCUGUAAGCUCUGUGGACAAAGAUUUAGCCGGGAACAUAGUUUAAACACACACAUGAGUGUCCACACAGGAGAGAAGCCUUUUGCCUGCGAGCUCUGUGGAUACAAAUGUACCGAAAAGUCACAUUUAAACAGACACAUGAGAAUCCACACAGGAGAGAAGCCUUUUGUCUGUGAGCUCUGUGGACAAAGAUUUAGCCAUAAAAAUAGUUUAAACACACACAUGAAAGUUCACACAGGAGAGAAGCCUUUUUCCUGUGAGCUCUGUGAAUACAGAUGUACCCAAAAGGCACAUUUAAACACACACAUGAAAGUCCACACAGGAGAGAAGCCUUUUGUCUGUGAGCUCUGUGGAUACAGAUGUACCCAAAAGCCACGUUUAAACAAUCAUAUGAAAAUCCACACAGGAGAGAAGCCUUUUGCCUGUAAGCUGUGUGGAUACAGAUGUACCCAAAAAACAAGUUUAAACAGACACAUGAGAGUCCACACAGGAGAGAAGCCUUUUGCGUGUGAGCUCUGUGGAUACAGAUGUACCCAAAAAGCAAGUUUAAACAGACACAUGAGAGUCCACACAGGAGAGAAGCCUUUUGCCUGUGAGCUCUGUGGACAAAGAUUUAGCCAUAAAAAUAAUUUAAACACACACAUCAAAGUCCACACAGGAGAGAAGACUUUUUCCUGUGAGCUCUGGGAAAAGAUUUAGCCAUAAAAAUAGUUUAAACUGUCACAUGAGAGUCCACACAGGAGAGAAGCAUUUUGACUGUGAGCUCUGUGGACAAAGAUUUAGCCGAAAGACAAAUUUAAAGAGACAUACGAGCAUCAACACAGGGCUCGAGGGAGUUAUUUAACAUUACUUCCAAAUGCACUAUUUGGUUUUUUUUACAACCUUAAUAUUAGUCUUGUACCUCUGCUCAACUAUCGUUGAUUGGCCCUUGAGCCACCUCUUCUUUUGAUUUUCAUUUUCAAAACUCCUUCGUUUAUUAAACUCAGACCUUAACCAAACAUUUGAGAAGUUCCUUCAUGAUUUCUGAAUACAAAAAAUAUAUUACUUAAAGAUUAAGAAAAAACUGUUAUACCCUCCGGUAUUUAAGAAACAGACAAUAUAACAGGCACGUGAUGGUUGUAGUAGAUAACCCACUGCAAUUUAAAGCUGUUAGAUACCUGUGGCGUCUGCUUUAAACAAUUAUCUGUAUAUAAAAUAAUAGCAUACAAUGUUGUAAUAACUGCAGCUUAAAAAGAAUGUGUCUUUAUUCAUUUGGAGCCCCUAAGAAGAAAUCCCACCUUAAAGGCUGUGUAGAGACAGCUGGGUCUGUUGUCAAGAAGUCAUAAAUUACAAGGCGGCUCUGUGGAGACUCCAUUUUCCUACAAUAGCAUUUUGCUAUUUUAAGCAGGCUUAGGAAUGUGCCUGUACCAGAGUUUUUAGGGAUGCUGUUUCAGAGUUAUAAGCAGUGGACAGAUGCCGGAAAGACAGAACCACUUUUGGGCUGCAUGGUUCUCCACCAGUGUACCAAAGCUUGCAUUAACAUGGACUAGAUUGUAAUAAACUUGUUAUCUUUUUUAACUUAAA